CUGCUAGUCCGCAGGAAUUGAAACCGAAAGCGCCCGGGCCGCUUGAUAAGCCCCGGCGUCGGCCGAGACGCCGCAGAAGCCCCCGAGGCGCCGCCAUGGAGGACAGCGCGCAGGACGAGCGCUACCUCGACAUGAUCGCCUGCUUCAGGCCCCGCAUCAAAGCCGGCCUGCGCACGGGGCCCGUGCUGGACCACCUGCCCGAGCUGGGCGCCGAGCGGGACCGCAUCCGCGCCGCGGCCGAGCAGCUUGGCGACGCGCUGCAGCUCGGCGGCUGCGCCCUGGCCGCCAGCUACGCCAACCCCAGCCUGCGCGACCUGCCGUCCCCGGCCGAGGAGGCCGAGCACGACCUGUGCGUGGCGCUGCUGCAGGUGCUGUACGGCUCCCUCGUGGACCGGCUGCGGACCCGGCCGGUGGCCGACAGCUGCCUGCGGGCGGGCCUCGCCACGGAGGACGACAGGGAGCGGAUCCGGGCUGUUACUGAAACUCGUGGGAAUAGAGAAGGUGCAAGGGAGCUCCUGAGUACAAUAGUGCAGAAGAAAAAUUGGUUCUCUGAAUUUUUGUCUGUCCUGCGUGAAACUGACCAUGCAGACCUUGCAGAUUAUUUAAGUGGAAAUACAGGAGAGCAUAAAGAAGAUGAGCCAAAGCAACCAACAACUGCAAAUGAGGAAAUGGAAGUUCAAAAUUCAAUGUCUUCUGAAACGGCAAAGGAGCAAAAGCAAAACAAUGAAGUGAAUGAUAUCCUGUCCAGGGAAGACAGUUUAUUGGAAACACUUCCCAAAAAUACUUCUCUAGUUUCAGAUGAAGAUGAUGCAGAUAGUAGAGCUUCCCCGGAACCAGAGCUGGUCCUCCGAGAUUACCAGAUGGAGGUUGCAAAACCAGCACUGAACGGAGAGAAUAUUAUAAUAUGUCUCCCUACAGGCAGUGGUAAAACUAGAGUGGCUGUUUACAUUACCAAAGAUCACCUGGAUAAGAAGAGAAGAAAAUCAGAGUGUGGAAAAGUUAUAGUACUAGUCAAUAAGGUACCAUUAGUGGAACAGCACUUCCGAAAGGAGUUCUAUCCAUUCCUGAAGCAUUGCUAUCAAGUUACUAGAUUAAGUGGUGAUUCUCAGAUGAAGAUUUCAUUCCCUGAAGUUGUCAGGAAAAAUGAUGUCAUUAUAAGUACUGCUCAGAUCCUUCAGAAUUCAAUGUCAAAUGCAGCUAAGGAAGAUGAAGAAGGUAUCCAUUUAUCAGCUUUUUCUCUUAUCAUUAUUGAUGAAUGUCAUCACACCCAGAAGGAAGGUGUCUACAACAAUAUAAUGCGAAGUUAUUUAAAAGACAAGAUGAAAAAUAAGAAACUAAAAAAAGAAAAUAAACAAGUGAUUCAACAGCCUCAGAUCCUGGGACUGACUGCUUCACCCGGUGUGGGAGGUGCAAAAAACCAAGCAAAAGCUGUAGAACAUAUUCUGAAAAUAUGUGCAAAUCUUGAUGCUUGUAGAAUAAUGACUGUUGAAGAACAUGCCUCCCAGCUGACUGAUCAAGUGAAGGAACCAUUUAAGAAGUUUGUGAUUGCAGAUGAUAAAAGAAAGGACCCUUUUAAAGAAAAAAUUAUAGCGAUCAUGCAAGAGAUUCAUACCUAUUGUCAACUCAGUGCAACUUCUGAGUUUGGAACUCAGCCUUAUGAACAGUGGGUAGUUAAAGAAGAGAAAAGAGCUGCAAAAGAAGAGAAACGCAAAGAACGUGUUUGUGCAGAACAUUUGAAGAAAUACAGUGAUGCCUUACAAAUUAAUGACACGAUCCGAAUGAUCGAUGCAUACAACCACCUCAAUAACUUCUAUAAAGAGGAGAAAAGCAAGAAAGCAAAAAUAAGGGAUGAGGAGGAGGAGGAGGAGGAUGAGCCAGUAGCACCAAAACAGGAUGCAACUGAUACAUUUCUGUUAAAUUUGUUUUAUGAAAAAAGGAAACAGCUGAAAACAAUUGCUGGCAAGCCAGAAUAUGAGAACGAAAAGCUAACAAAGUUGCGAAACACUUUAAUGGAAGAGUUCACAAAAACAGAUGAAGCAAGAGGAAUUAUCUUCACAAAAACUCGACAAAGCGCGUAUGCCCUUUUUCAGUGGAUCAAGGACAAUGCAAAAUUUGAAGAAGUGGGAAUUAAAGCUCAUUACCUUAUUGGUGCUGGACAUAACAGUGAAUUCAAACCCAUGACUCAGAAUGAACAAAGAGAAGUCAUCAGUAAAUUUCGUGCUGGAAAUAUAAACCUACUUAUUGCUACUACUGUGGCUGAGGAAGGUCUGGAUAUCAAGGAAUGUAACAUUGUUAUCCGCUAUGGUCUCGUCACCAAUGAAAUUGCUAUGGUGCAGGCUCGUGGACGAGCCCGAGCUGAUGAGAGCACCUACGUACUGGUGGCAUCAGGGGGAUCAGGAGCUGCUGAACGUGAAAAUGUCAAUAUAUUUCGUGAGCAAAUGAUGUAUAAAGCCAUCCAACGUGUCCAAAGGAUGCCACAGGAGGAAUAUGUAAACAAGAUUCAGGGGUUUCAGAUGCAAAGUAUAAUGGAAAUAAAAAUGAAGGCAAAGAGAGAGCAGCGUAAGAUAUACAAGGAAAAUCCAUCGUUAAUAACGUUCCUUUGCAAAAACUGUAGCAAACUAGUAUGUUCUGGAGAAGAUAUACAAGUUAUUGAAAGCAUGCAUCAUGUCAAUGUUAAAAAGGAGUUCCAGGACCUUUAUUAUACAAGAGAAAAUAGAACACUGCGAGAAAAACAUGCUGAUUACCAAACAAAUGGUGAAAUUAUCUGCAAACAUUGUGGGCAAGCUUGGGGAAAUAUGAUGGUGCACCGAGGGCUUGACCUUCCUUGCUUGAAAAUCAAAAAUCUCGUGGUUAGAUACAAAGAUAAAAAAACCUCAAAUCAACUUUACAAGCAAUGGGGAGAGCUGCCAGUCAGCUUCCCUGAUUUUGACUAUGCAGACCACUUUGUUUCCAGCGAUGAAGACUAAGGAUUUGUUCACAAAUGUACACUCAGUUUAAUUUUAACCUGAAGCAUUAUUUUUACUGCUGUGAUUACAGGCUCCUGGUUUGUUUAUUUUUUCAGGAAAAGCUCCUGUCUUGUAUCUUUAAAACUGGAAACUCCAAGUGCAGUAAAACUGGGACAUCACUUGGGGAGAAGGAAAGGUGUUUGUGCUUUUGUGGUGGCUUGGAGUAAGAAAAGAAAAGCCUUAGUAGAUCCAGGCUUUUGUGAACUCAGGGGACAAACCUUCCCUCCCUAUAUACCAGAAUCCAGCGAAUGAAUGAAAAAGUUUUCAUUGAUUGGAUUUUUUUCCAUCAUUGCAAAAAUGCAUUUAAUGAGUGGCAUAUGCCAUCUAAGAUAAUUAACAAACAUUUGGGGGGAUUUUAACUCGGGAAAUACUUGUUAAAGGUCAUUGUUAGAUCAGACAUGCAUUUGAAACUGAGGUUGGGAGUUAGUUAUUGGUAACAAAGAGGCAGAAGUAGAGCAUAUAUGAUAUGCAGUCAAUCUUUCAGUGCAGGAAUUGGUGAGGGCUGCUGACUCCCAGCAGUGAUGUAAGCCAGUGGUCAGGUCCGGCCUGCAGAGCCAUUGGAUCCAACCUGUGCCCGAUGACUUCAGCAGUGGGAUAUUUUGCCUGCACUGCACUGUACCUGGGCUCUGGAGCUUUGCCCAUGCCACAGCUGGGUGGCAGGAAGCAGUGGCAGCAGCAGCCGAAUUCUAGUGCUAGCCCUUGGACCCAAGCUGGGUCGUUCCAGCCCACCAUGGCAAAAAAGGUUGCUGACCACUGAUCUAAGCUAUUUUCCUCCCUUCCUUUCCCCAUGUUAACACUGUCUCACAGUGACAUAAGUCAUGUGAGGGGGUAUCUUUUAACUCAGAGUUUCCCCUGAAAUGGCUGUCGUUUGGACACUGGUUCUGUGUUGUGCUUCUCCUCUUAUAUUAUUAAGGGGUGACUCCCACAUUUGUUACAGUCAGACUAAAUUUAAACUAUUAUAUAAAAUAUUUUAAGAAAACCAUGUACUUAAACCUUAAGUAACAGUAGCAAAUAGAAUUUUCCAUUUGCAGUAUUAUACAAAGAUUUUGUAAAAUGUUGAAGAUGCAUUGAAGUAUGCUUCUUUAAUAAAUGGUUAUAACAACUC
This is a messenger RNA of Gavialis gangeticus (Gharial), 4110 nucleotides long. RefSeq names its product interferon induced with helicase C domain 1 (gene IFIH1). The transcript has 16 exons. Gene Ontology annotation, cellular component: cytoplasm. The coding region runs from base 96 to 2966 and encodes 956 amino acids. The record is from RefSeq and is a predicted model, not a curated record. Gene Ontology annotation, biological process: response to virus; positive regulation of interferon-beta production; innate immune response. Gene Ontology annotation, molecular function: double-stranded RNA binding; hydrolase activity; zinc ion binding. NCBI's taxonomy places the organism in Eukaryota, Metazoa, Chordata, Crocodylia, Gavialidae.